Peronospora matthiolae is the source of this 588-nucleotide messenger RNA. Lineage: Eukaryota; Oomycota; Peronosporomycetes; Peronosporales; Peronosporaceae. The record is from the annotation of a GenBank genome assembly.
AUGAAUAUGUUGGAUGAUGAAGAUGACCAAAGCUUUCACGCUACGCGUGACGGCUACUCCCAUUUGAGCGAUGUCGAAUGGGAUGCGGUUGAACGAAUGGGUUCGACCAUGGGCAUCCAUGCUGUUAGCGUCAUGCUAGAGGCUCUCAAUAGAGAUGCCCAACAUGCUACUAUCGCCAAGUUCAUUCAAAAUGAACUUGACGCAGAACGCGAGAAAGUAGCCUUGCUUCACCAACAAGGUUCUCAACAAGCAGAGUUGUUGAGAGAACAAGGUGCUCAACAGUUUGAACUGUUGAGACAGCAGCAGGCUGCUGCUGGCGGGUCGAUGCACUCGCGUCGGCCCGAGACUUUGAAGAUUGACAUCUCAAAGUAUAGGGGGGUCGAAGAAGACUCCCUCUUGAGAUGGUUCGUCGAAUUGGAUGACGCUAUAAGGGCGCGUCGCAUCGACGACGGGGAUAUGCAAGUUGCAUUUGCCCAGUCAAAUCUGGCAGGACGUGCCAAGACUUGGGCACUGGGGCUCAAGCUGCACGACCCAUAUGCGUUUGGGUCGUUGGAAGUCUUCCAAGUCGCGGCUCAGACAAACGUUUGA